Molecule: messenger RNA, 1314 nt
Organism: Eucalyptus grandis
Lineage: Eukaryota; Viridiplantae; Streptophyta; Magnoliopsida; Myrtales; Myrtaceae
Product: putative protease Do-like 14
Exons: 9
Coding region: 1-1314 (437 amino acids)
Biological process (GO): proteolysis
Molecular function (GO): protein binding; serine-type endopeptidase activity
Source: RefSeq, a predicted model, not a curated record
AUGGCGAGAAUUGCUGUUGCUGGUACCUGGCUAUUUCAUGGAUAUGCUAGCAGUAAGUACCUUGGUCUACUUCAUGCAGAUGCUUCUAAGUACUUCCCCAAGUCUCUUCAAACUAGUUUGAUUAGGUGUUAUGAUACAAACAAGGCAGCUUCUGCUAAAUCUGAAGAAAAUGCAACACCAAAUAAGGGAUAUUUUCGCAGUAUAAUUGCUGAAGCCGCUGCUGGGAUCACUCCUGCAGUUGUUCAUUUAUAUGCUCAACAAGGGCAAGAUGAGAAAUUUGGUUCUGGAGCUGUAAUUCAUGAGGAUGGCUACAUUUUGACAUGCUCUCAUAUUUUCUUUGACAAAACCAACAUGAUACAUUCAUCAAAUGGGAAGGUUCUCGUACGUUUGCAAAAACCCAAGGAAGAUGUUGUAGGCCAAGAAUCCAAGAAAGAUGUUGUAGGCCAAGUUGUUGAUGCUUACGUUGAUCUUGACAUUGCCAUCAUAAAGAUCGAUCCCCCAAGUUCUUCUCUUUCAACAGCAAAAGUUGGUUCAUCUAGUAAGCUUCAUCCUGGAGACUGGGCAAUAGCCAUGGGCAGUCCACUUUGCCUUCCAAACACUAUUACACUCGGGAUUUUCAGUCAUGUUUGUCGGACGAGCAAAGACAUCAGUGAUGGAGGAAUGCACGUAGAGUAUCUACAGACAGAUUGUGCAAUCAAUCCAGGAAAUUCUGGGGGUCCUCUUUGCAAUCUCGAUGGAGAAUUGGUUGGUGUCAAUGUUGAGACAAUGAAGCCAGAUAAAGCAUUUGGACUGAGCUUUGCUGUACCGGUUGAUUUUAUUUCAACAAUCUUAAAGCCCUUCCAGAGUUGUCAUUACUAUAAUGGCCUUGUGAAAGUCUUCUGCAGUAUUCAAUCUCGGAACUUCCCCAGUACAAAUUAUGAUAUUUCAAGCAUAUUAUCUUCACCUAGGCAACAGAUGGUAACUUGUUGCAGGAUGCCUGUACAAGCAUAUUUUGGAUGGGUGAUGUGGAACGUCAGCGAGGAGAACUACAAAACACUUAAACAACGUUACCCCACAUUUCCUAAAGCUGAAGAAGGUGUCUUUGUACAGAAGGUAAUAAAAGGAUACCCUGCAUAUCGUGCUGGCGUUCAAGAUGGUGAUGUCAUCGUGGAUUUUAAUGGAAAAAAAGCAAAAAUUUUGAUUCAGAAGUUGUUUACUUGGCACAUUGAGCAAAUAAUAAGUGGAACCCUGGAAUUGUUUAUCAAAGGUCUCAAGAAGUGCGUAACGCAAUCCAUUCAUUGGAAUGAAUUGCUCUCGAAUUUGGUCUAUCCUUGA